CCCGCCAUACCCCUCCGCCGCCGUAACCCUACUCCGUUGUCCUCCUCGUCCCGCCUUCGCCCCGAAACCACUGCACCUGCACCUGCACCACCGCGGCCGGCCGCCCCUGAGCCACAGCCGACGGCAUGAGGAGGCUUGAUGCUGUGCACUUCUCCAUGCUGCUCGUCGGGGUCUCCUUUGCGUGCUACGCCCCGAGCUUGGAUUCCCUGCAGGAGCAGGCGUACCGAUCGGCCGUGGUGAUCGAGGGCGAGGUCCAGGAACUGCCCGCCAACGCCUCCGCUGAAACGUACAGCGUGAGCGUCCGAGUCCUAGACGUGUGGCCGACCAACAGUGGCGGGCUCGAGCGCCAGCAGCUCGUCACCGUUGGCGACUUUGGCUCUGAGGCUCCGUGCGUCGCAGUGGAGAAGGACCACAGAUACAUAUUUUUCAUGGACCCAACAGAGGAGCCUCUGGUGUUCAGGGCGUCGUUUGCUCCUCGUGAAACCGUUGAGAAGAAUCUCAAAAAAGAUGUGGAGCGCGUUCUGUGCGAAGACUGCGCAUUAGCCCCGAAGGUGAAACCCAUGCGUUCUCAGUGGGUGUGGGAGGAUGAGCGUGUGACCCUAAAAUGUGAGGUGCAGGGCAACCCAAGCCCAUCCUUUCGCUGGCUCAAAGAUGGGAAUGAACUCCGCAAGAGCAAAGAUGUCAAAAUCAAAACCAACAAGAAAAACUCAAAGGUCCAGAUUAGCCAAGUGAGACUGGAAGAUUCUGGGAACUACACGUGCGUGGCCGAAAACUCGCUGGGCAAGGAUAACUCCACCAGCUACAUCAGCGUCCAAAGCAUAACUACCACGCUGUCUCCAGGCUCCAGCCAUGCCAGAAAGUGCAAUGAGACGGAAAAGGCAUACUGUGUCAAUGGUGGUGACUGUUAUUUCAUACAUGGUAUAAACCAGCUGUCCUGCAAGUGUCCAAAUGACUAUAAUGGUGAUCGCUGUGAAACCUCCGUUAUGGCCAAUUUCUACGAGCAUCUUGGAAUUGAAAUUAUGGAGGCAGAAAAACUGUACCAAAAGCGGGUCCUGACAAUAACAGGCAUUUGCGUGGCUCUGCUGGUGGUUGGCAUCGUGUGUGUUGUUGCAUACUGCAAAACCAAGAAACAAAGGAAGAAGAUGCAAAGCCAUUUGCACCAGAACAUGUGUGUAGAACACCCUAAUCGUAUGCUGGCCAAUGGACCCAACCACCCAGGGCCUGGUCCCGGCCCGGAGGAGAUCCCUAUGGUCGAUUAUAUCUCUAAGAAUGCCCCAGCCACCGAGCGAGUGAUACGACAUGGAACAGAGACAUCGGGCAACUUCUCGGGCAGCCGGAUGUCCUCGCGGUCCCACCACUCCUCUACUGCCACCCACGCUUCCAGUCACCGGCAUGAGGAGAGGACAUGGAGUAUGGAGAGGUCAGACAGCAUGAACUCGAACUGCCACUCGGGGGCACUCUCUUCCUCAGUGGGCACCAGUAAAUGCAGCAGUCCAGCAUGUAUGGCUCGGCAUGCAGCACACCGUGGCUAUUCUGAGCCUGCACGGAGCCCCCUGCAGUACGGAGACUCAUUCGACUCUCUGCGGGACUCACCUCACAGCGACAGGUAUGUGUCAGCACUGACCACGCCGGCCCGUCUGUCUCCAGUGGACUUCCACUCCUCCUCACUGCCCCAGCAGGUGCCUACCUUCCAGAUCACGACACCCAAUGCCAGCCAUGCACUGUCCCUACCGCCGGCUGUAGGUUCCUACUCACCUGGCGAUGAUCAGCCACUCCUACGCCGGCCACGCCGUACACGUAACCCAUACCACAGUGAGGGGACCGGCUCUCUCCCGUCUAGCCCAUACCGCCUUGCGGACGAUGAGGACUACGAGACAACACAGGAGUACAUGUCGUCCCGCGAGCAGCCCAAAAAGAGUGGCAGCGGGCGACGCUGGCACAGGAGGUCACGCCUCAAUGGACACGUUUCCCAGCGUGCCAAGGGGCCGAGAGACUACAGCUCGCAGAGUUGCCUGUCGGACAGCGAGUGGGAGGAGGAGGAGGAGGAGGAUAUGGGUGAGCUGGGGCAUGGCGAGAGCACGCCUUUCCUCAGCAUGCAGAACAUGAGCAUGAACAACGAGCCGGCCACCAUCUACCGGCCCAAUGACAUGCGGACGUACAGCAGUACAGCACGCAGCACGUCACGCUCAAACACACACACAAACAAACUGUCACAGUCACGGUCCAAACCGGACAAUGCACCCCUUUAAACAAAGAGCAGUGACGAGGACAGUGAAACAACAUAUCUAGGAGAGAGAGAGAAAAAAUGAUAUAUGCUAUAGACCUGCACCUAUAAGAAAUAUUUUUUAUUUUAUAUAACAGACAGAUAUUCUAAACAAAGGAAAUAUUUAUUUUCAUUUCAGCAAAAAUUGUCUACUAGCUAGCAGCAAAGACUUUUUUAUAGGGGGGAAUAUUUAUAUGUAAUUUCUGUUCUUUGGUUUACAGCAUUACGAAGAAGAAUCACGUGCCAAUUUUUUCACAACUUAGAAAUAGAAUAAUAUUGUGGUGCCUUUUGCUGUAUGCCGAUGAGGGAGGUUCCGUUGAGUUUUUUGUAGCCUUUCUUAAAAUGGACUCCUGGGUUUUAUAUAGACAUGUUUUGUUUUUGUUUUUUUUUCUCGUUUUCUUUUUGAUUUGUUUGUUCAGGAUCUCCCCAUUUGAACUGUGAUCUAAUUCUGACAUCAUGCAAUAUGGGAAUCACUUUUAUGUAAGAUGUUUGUUUACAUGAGUAGGGGUCCACAUACUGGUCAUUGUCCCAAGGCAUAUAUACAAUCACCAUGGGCACGCUGUUUCCUGUUUGAGACAGGAAAUGGUGUGUUUGUGUAGACAUUCUAAUGCUUUCUACACAAUGCCCCCCCUCCCACACACACACACACACACACUGGUUAUCACAUAUUGUUUGCAGGUCUGCAGGUGUUCAUAGGGCAUUGUACUAGGUCAUGGUACCUGCCCCGGUGUUCAGGGUUUUCAAAAUGGCAGUGUGUGUACGUCCAAUGAAUGUGUUUACUCUACUGUAUGUAAGAGAAGGGGACUGUGUAUGUAUUUGUGUGUGUGUGUGUUUGAGUGUUGUGCUCUCUGUGUGUGCAUGUGAAUGCUAGGUUGAGUCUGUAGUCUGUCUGUAUGUGUUUGGUUUUGUCGGUAUGCACCUGCGUGUUGUGUGUUGAAGUGUAACAGGCACUAGUCUAAAGGUUUGGGUGUAUGUUUGUAUCUAAGUGUGCUCUCUCUGAUGGGUUUUGUCAUAGGGGAGCUCUGACACUCUGUUUCCAUUAUGUUGGCUUUGAAAGAACGAUGAAAGACACACUGGUGACUUUGCCGCUACCCAGUGGCAAGAUGAGCUCAUUGCACUGUACCCUUCCUUCCAUGUGUAGUGUUUGGCAGUGGUGCCGCCUGCAGAUGAACCAAUCCAGCCUGAUUCUAGCCUACAUAGACUGACAUAUCCCGUUAGCUCACACGCCCCUGUUCCUAUGCCAGCAGCUUAAAGCCGCAAUGUGUCUCAGGACUUUCCAUCCAAAAACCCACAUGAUCCAUACGCACUCCUCACUCUCAGAUCUGAUCCGACACUCUGAGAAUGAUACCACUGGCUAUUUUUUGCUCAUUUGUGAAACCUGUAGAAAGUCUGUGAUGACCUGACAUUUUAAAGUGCUUUUUCUGCUGCCCCCUUUGUCUCUUUGGUUGUGUUUUGUCUGUAUGCAAGCUGCUGUUAGCAGUGCAGGUUCGGGCGUGCUACUUUAAGCGAACAGAUUGUGAAAUGACCUCUUUUUUAGUUUCUCACUUGCCCAAAACCCUUGAAAGCGCUCCAUCCAGCAAUGUUACACACCCAAAAUUGCCCUAUCCACACGCAAACACACCCACCUCCACGCCUGUAUCCGCAUAACAUACACUGUGUCCUUGCAUCCAAAUACACUCCUACACACUCACCCAAAGCUUCUCCUGACUCAUGGAUUUCCUUCAUUCCUUUCUCUCUCUCUUCUCUUGUUCUGUUCUUCCUCUGUCUGCCUGUCGAGGCUUCCCUUUUUCUGCAUGUCCUAGUGGUUCUGGUAGAUGGGUGCAUGGUAAACGCAGCAACCGAGUUGUCUUCACACGGUGAAAGUGUACUUUUCAUUUUGACAUCCAGCAAUAAACCCCCCUUUUUUUCAUGCCCAUUCUUGACUUGGAAUAUGCUAGAAAUUUUUGCAAGUUUUCUCAGAAAAUAGUACUUGUACAAAAAUCAAACCACUUGUUCAUAUGGAAAAAAAAUAAAUCUUUAUUCCUACCAUUUUAAAAAAAAAAAAAAAUUCCCAAUUUGUCAUAUUUAUGUAAUGUUUCUUACUCAUUUUCAGUGAAGUCUCACAGAAUUUCUUCCUGCAAGCAUUUAAAGAACGGUAGGUAUUUCACUAUUCUAAACUACUGCCAAAAUAUACAUCCAUAAAAGCCUGACAUGUGUAUUGUCACACAAGACAUGACAUUUUGUAACCCAAGGUUUGUUUUCUUUAUCUGACAAGUUCCUUUCAUGACAGAGCACAAGUAAAAAGAAAGGAAUGCAGCAUGACCAGAACAA
This is a messenger RNA of Hemibagrus wyckioides, 4573 nucleotides long. RefSeq names its product neuregulin 2b (gene nrg2b). Gene Ontology annotation, molecular function: signaling receptor binding. The transcript is spliced from 11 exons. The coding region runs from base 126 to 2249 and encodes 707 amino acids. The record is from RefSeq and is a predicted model, not a curated record. Gene Ontology annotation, biological process: animal organ development; nervous system development; intracellular signal transduction. Lineage: Eukaryota; Metazoa; Chordata; Actinopteri; Siluriformes; Bagridae.